AUGAAAGUCCCUGAAAAAUAAGAACAAGAGAAACUUAGUUUCUUAAGUGUUCCCAACAAGUUAUCACUUAAAGUUCCACAGACCAAUCAUUUAAGUGUGGGGUAAAAGCCUGCAAGUCCUAAGACUAGUAAGAAUGCUACAAAUCUAUUCUAAAAUAACGCGAUGCAUGAUGAUAAAUUCACAAAAAUUAUUUACUAGAAUUCUUUUCCAAAUGCUCUACAAAUGCAGAUGAGUCAGAUAUCAGGAGGUAAGCUUCCGUGCGUAACCUCAAAGCAUAUCAUAAGUUUUGACUUGAAUUCUCUCACAAAGGAAAUAUUUCUAGUUACUGAUACUGAAUUAGCUAUUUUUGACAUUGAUUAAAAUCAGUUCAAAGCAGUUCGUACUUUCAAAUAGAUUUUGAACUACAAUUUUCAAUAAUCUCCAAUAAUACAAAAUUUUGGGGAGAUGAGACUUUCAUCACAGAUGAAUGAAAAGAACUAAAAGGCUGCUGCUAACGUAUCGAAUUCAGCAAGUAAUAGCAAACCAGGAUCGGCUGUAAUAGCAUAAAUUGGCAAAUCAUAGUAAUUUUAGAAACCAUUCGCUUUACUGCUAUACAAUUAGUGGUCAAUCAUCAAGAAUAAUAAGCAGGUUUUAUUUUUAGAUUCUAACUUGAAUUUUUCAAAAGAUACUAUAUCAGAUUCAAAUGGUGUUGUUGACAUGAUAGUUUCAUCUAAAUCAGAGGAAAUUAUUACUUUUACCAAAGACUUAAAAUCAAUUAGAGUAUGGACCUACAUGAUCUAUUACAAAGAGAGACCUAUGCCACCAAUUGACGAAUUACCAGUCAAUCUAGACUAGCUCUGUCUAAACGGUAUAUGUGAUAUCUUAGCUUGUUCAUCCUCUUAAUCAAACGAUAUUGCUUUCUUUACUCUUAAGGAAGGAAAAAAUCUUUACACUUUAGAAUACAGACUGGAUACUUAAGAUAGCAAUCAAUCUUUUACUAAUAAUAAUGCUGGGUAAACCAAUUAGAAUAUGUAUACUUCAAGCAUUCACUCUUCCUGUUUUAAAGUAGAAUUAAUCAAGAAUAAAUACUCUCAUGAACAAGGCUACUUUAAUAAACUUUCAGAAUAGUAGCCAAGAACUAUGUAUCAUCUGAAGAGCUUAUAAGAAUUUGUUUAUAUAAUGAAUAGGAAAAGCCAUGAAUUCACAGUCUGGGAUAUUGGACUGGAAAAAUAAAUAUACUCCAUAAAUCUAGAUAGAAUAUGCGGCUAGAAAUCUUUUAUAGACUUUUUAUACCCAGGGCUUAGUAAUUCUAAAUCUGGAUUCAUUGCUAUUGACAAACAAUACAAUAUUUAUGAUAUAUCUAUGCAUGCCUAAACUCUGAUUCAAAAGUUUUAAAAACUGAUUCAUGCUCCAAAUUCAUAUAGAAACGGAGGAUUUUCAUAGUAAUUGACUUUUACGACAUAGCUGAUGAGAAAUGAUAAAAGAGAUAAAUUGAUUAACAUGUCACCGAUCAAAAUUAAAGACUUUUAGUACAAAGAUUUAAGAUCUAAUCCGAGAACACCAAGAAAAAGCAUCAGAGAAAACUUAAACGUUGUUCAUCAUUUUGUAGCACAUUAUAUUCCUAAUAUUGAUGGAACUAAAACUGUUUAUAUUUUGAAAGAGGGAAACUGUGGUAUAGAUGUUUAUACCUUUUUCUCUAAUAUUGAUCUGCUGAUGGAGCGAAGGAAUGCUUAAAAGUAAAUAUUCAAGCCACUUACCUGCUAAAUAAUUAUUAAAGAGUAGAGCUACAAGAACCUACUACUGCUUAUUGAUGAAUACAACAGUAUUAAUUUGAUUGACAUUUAUGAACCAAGACCAAAGUAAUUGCUUCAUGCUAAUUUCAAUGAACUGCUAAGUGGAAAUCAAAAGUAAAUGGUAGAAAUUCCAGGAUUGCCUGAAAAGCAUAAAGCAAAGAGAGAACCAUUUUUGAGUGCGGCUAACUAGAAGUAUUUUACCUAUGAUAUCUAGAGCAGGAUUGGAGUAUUUAUUGACAAUCAAGGAUUAUGCUGCGUAGUUAAUACUCAUUAUCGCACUAGAAAGUAUGUUUAUAUCGAGGAUAGAUUAAAGAUAAAAGACAUUCAUAUUAUGGUUAAUCAGAAUGAGAAUACUUCAGUCUACCAUUAACUUAAAAACAAGACUUUUAAUGAAGAUGAAAUCACUCGGAGAGAUAACCCCUAUAGAUUUAUGGAUGACUACCCUGAUUUCGAUUUCCUCAUUGCAGUUCUAACCUAUGAUGGAUUCAUAUUAGUGAUAUAAAAUGAAGCAGCUCAAUAUAAUGAGAUUAAAGUAUCGCAUAAAAUCAACAUGCAAACAGGUAUUUUAUAGUCACGAUUUAUUCCAGAAAAACAAAAGCUUUUGGUGAUUUUGAAAGAAGGACAUUUAAGAGUGUUUGAAGUUUUUAAAGACAUGAAUUUGUAGAAAAGCUGCUAACUAAUGUGGCCUGAUAUUACUGCUAUUGAUUUAAGAUUAGAUGAAGUGCUAGUAUGUGGACAUGAGAGUGGAAUUAUUUACACAUAAUAAAUUAAAGGGGAGAUUAAGAUAACUGAGAUGCAGUUGCAUAAUUAUCAUUUAAAUCCAAUCCUCCAAGUAUGUAUCCCAGUAUCUGGAUAGCCAGCAAGACAUUUUAUAGCCUGGUCAUCAAAUAGGGUAUUAACAUUAUUUUCAAUGGAAGAAGAUAGGCCUUUGAAAGUAAUGAGAUUUCAUAAUGAUAUUGAGAAGCUAAUGUAUUUAGGUAAAAAUGAGAUUAUUGCUUUUGAAAAAAAUUUUAUUUUUAAGAUUGAUCUAAAUGAUGCUUAAAGCUUUAGUGAAGUUAACAAGAAGCUUAAGGAGGAGUGGCAAAGUGCUAUCUAGCUUAGAUUGUUGAAGAAUUCAUAUGUAAAAAAAUCUCUAUAAGUAGAGGAACAGAAAAAUGACUAAUUUUAUGCUUUUCAAGCUCAUAAAUAAAGCUUAUUUAGGACCUAAUUUAAAGGCUAAACUAGAUUUGAACCAGAGCUGCUGAGAUAUUACUUACAACUUUAAACCCCUCAUAAUUUAUUCAAUUCAGUUAUAUAACAUGAAUUAGAUCAGAUCUCUAAUCCUGAGGGAUGUAAUUUUAAUAUUAAAUCGCUUUUGUAUCUUAAUGAGAUUAGUCAUAUAAUUAAGAAUGACUUGAAGAGCUUUAAUAAUAACUUAAUUCCAGAUGAUAAUAAACUGUCAGUAAAAAGCAAUAAGAAAUAAAAAAAGUAGAGGGGGAAUUCGAUAGCUAAUGGAAGUUAGGGCGGCGGAGAAUGUCUAGAAUAGUAAGAUUUCUAGAGGAAGAUGAGGCAACUGAACAAGCUCAAUAAGCACUAUAAAUUAAAUACUCUAAAUCUUCUUAAUUCAGCUUCUAAGCCAAAUACAAAUACUAAUACCAAGAGAAAGAAUACACAGCAAAUAUAACAAUCUUAAGAUAGUUCAACUGCAAAGAUUAGCAAUCUAGAUUUUAAUAGCAAGCGUCAGUCCAAACAGGUAUCUGAUGGUGCAUUCUUACCCAGUGGCCUAAAAAACUUGUAAUUUAAAAGCAGUCUCUAAUCUUCUCUAUCUAAUACAGUAAUCGAUCCUAUGAAUAUAGUCAAUCAAAACGAUUAACCCAUAGAGGACAUAAAGGUUGAUAAUGGUGAAGAUUCAAAUGUAUACCACGUACGCUCUCAGUUCUCAAACUUUUUAAGUACAGUAUAAAAACAGUCCCAAACAUUGAUAGCAAAUAUAAAUAUGUAAAAAGAUAUAGCUGAAUAUGAUAAGACGUUAAAUGGGAAUAAUGGUCAGAAGUAGAAAAAUGCAGGCUCAUUGCUAGUAUAAAACAACCUAAAUAAAGUUUCAAAUAAUCUACCAAAAGAAUAGCAAGUCAUAAAAGAUAUUAUGACUAAGAAAUUAUCAAACAAUUUCAACAAUCCAGUCCAUUAUGCUCUGCCUAGCAUCACAUUGGAGGAGUAUUCUAAUGAACUCUUCUCAAUAAAGUAAAGAAUUAAUAAGUAUGAAGAUAGAGCCUAGACAGCAGAAUAAUAAGACAGUGGUACCAUACCUCCAAGAUUCGUAGUUAAUAAUACUGCUAAUGAUAAGAUUAUUCAGAAGCAUCAUUAGAUUAACACAAUGACUCUAUUCAAAGAAGAUCCAAGAAUGGAGAAUUUGAAAUAUGGGCUUGCAAUCAAUCCAAUGAAAGCUUAAGUUAUCCCAAUAAAAGAAUUAUAAAAGCCCCUCACUCAAGCUGGCUAAAGGAAAAUUCUCGUUAAGUCUUAAACUGAAUAUAAUAUAUCUGGCUAGUUAGUAGACUAGAAAAGUAGCUCAACUAAGCCAUGCACUGCAGCAGCUUAAUCUUAACAAUAAUAAUAAUCAGAAUAAAAAUCAAGAAGAUUAAGAAUUGAUCUGUCUAGUUAAAGGAGGAAUCAUCUAGUUAGCUACAAUAGCUAAUUACUAAAUGAAAAACUAGUACUAGACCCACUACCACAUAGUCAAUACAACUAUCCUAUCCCAGCUCAAACUCAGCAAAAUCAAACCAAAACUAAGACAAUAUUUUAGUAAAAAUCAUAUAGCAGCAAAUAGAAUGAAAAUCUUUUAGGUAAUGAGUAUUAGACAAUCUCAUUACCAAGUACUAAUCAUCUAAAGACUCUAUCAAGAGACACAUUCUCAAGUAUAAGAGAUUAGUCAAGUAGCUAAUUUUUGAAUAGUAUGUCUAACAUUAACAGUUAUAAGAUGAAUGCUUAACUCUCUGGAAAUAAGCUUAAAAUUUAAAGUCCUGAAAAACAGAGAAAUCAAGUUUCCCCUUAAAAUCAUCAUAGUGAGUGCAAAUCAAAACUUUCCCCUGUACCCAAAAAAGCUGAAAUUUUAGCAAAGAUUAUAUAGCAGAAGGAGUAGUAAUAAACCUUAGAUAGUGCUUAAAUUAAUGCAAAUGUAAAUCAAUAUCAAAAAUACUUUAGUGGUCAGAGACUAAUGACAGAGAAAUCUUAAUUGAGGCAUUCAAAGACAGAGUCUAAUUUAAAAUAGUAGGAGAGCGUCAAACCUAAAUAGCUCUUUAUGAAUAUUGAGCCGACUCCAAACGGCCACUAGAUACUUUCAAGAAUUAUAAAUGAGAGAUAAAGAUUUCCUAGAGGUGAGGCUGAUCCUAAAGAUAUGAUAAAAGUUGAAGAUGAAAAAUUGAAGUAAAAUACGUACAACUUCUAGCAGGCUAUGCGUAAAAUCUUCUCAGGUGAUAAGGAAAAGAGCAAUUUCAGGGUCAACAUUAUGGCUAAGAAGCCAAAAAUUCAUAAGCAAGAAGUAAAUCAGAUAAUAGAUGUGUUAGAAGGAAUAGAAAGCAUGAAACAGGAAGUUUUAUUAGAUGAUUCAAUGGACAAUGAGAAGCUAUUGUCUGAAGAAGAUGAUGGGUUCUUGAAUGAAGAGGAGCGAUCAUUAAUAGUAGAUGAGAUUCUAAAAGCAAACAACAACAAGCAGGGUGAACUUGUCAUUGAGGAGGAUUCACCAGACAAGAGAGAUGGAGAGUCUGAGAGUCCCAUAUCUCCCUCAAGAGUCAGAGGCAAAAGGAAAAGCAAAUAUAGAAUUGUAAUACAAACAGGAAAAGACCAGAAGUAGAAAAUGAUUGAUUAAGCUAAAGCCAUUUAGCAGUAUAAUUCAUUGAUUAGAAAGUAGCAACCCAUGGAUUGUCUUGAUGAAGGUCUAUUCAGUGCUCACAAAAUGCAAAUAGUUAAAUAAUCUAAAAAGGAAAAAAACAACUAGAAGUAUCAAUUAAUGAAAGAACUCUUAAGAGACAAGGUCAGUAUCUAGCAAGAGGAGCAAGGCUACUAAAUCAUCAUUCCAAAGACAUUGAAGUACGGAAAGGCAGAUCUGCAUAAUAUCGAAGUUGAUGAUUUCAUCAAGAACUAUCACAUUUACAGACUCAACUUCAAAGACAUACUGGCGCUGGUUAAGAAGCAAACUCAAGCUGAGGCCGGAGAGAAUGCUGAUUCAGAAGCUGAGACUGUCAUAUCUAAGGAGCAAGUAGCUAUAUUCCUUAAGAAGCAUCUUGGUAAGCUCUUGAAAGAGCAAGAUCCUCAGAUUCUAAAGAAGGACAAGGGAUUAAAGGAGAAACUCGAGAAGAUAGAAUAAGUUAAAUCGAGAAGACAGCAUAGGGAAAAGGAGAAACUGCUUAAGCUGCUGCAAAAAGAUGAUGAUCUUCAGAAGAAAAGAGAGCAAAAGAUGAUUGAAAGAGAGAUUGCUGGCCAAGAUAGAUAUCAGAGUGCCAAGGGUCGCAUGAUUGAAGAGCAGAGGAAGAGGUAACAACUGCAAUAGUCAUCACUGUUUAAGGUUGUAUAAGAUGAAGAAUCAUAUUCCUCGACUGAGAAGUAAAAGUCCACAUCUUCUAACAGAGGUGGACUGAGCACUUAGAAGAAUCAAACUGGAAGCGGUCAUGAGGUAUAAAUGGUUUAUGCUACUGAACUCAAAAUAGCUGAAAGGAAGGAAGAGAUAAAGAGAAGAAUGGAGUAAAUGAAGUUCGACAAGGAGCAGGAAAAGCUUAGAAUUGAGAGAAUGUAGAUUUACAACUACAUCAAAGACAACAUAGUCAGGGGACUCAUUAUCAACAGAAGGCUUGGGAAAUAUUUCAGAGAGACAUACCCUACUUAGAAUUAGUCUGAGUUGUCAUAGGAUAUCAAUUAUGGUCGGGAAAACUAUGACAACGCUUAAAGUAAAUAUCACUAUUCAGUUCUAAACUCAAAGAGAUAAAAUAAGAGCAAAUUUAUCAAUGAGAAUAGUUAGGGUGGUCAUAGAAUUUCAAUGACUGAAUCAGGUUCUGAAGAGAGCCAGGACAUGAUAUCAAGUGGAUCUCCAACCAAAAUUGGAGUUAAGAUCACAAGAGGGAACAAGCAUGUGAGAAGUAUCAUUUAAAACCAUAAUAAUCCUUAAAUUCUCAUACAAGAUGACAAAGGAUAGCUACUUAAUAGUAGUAGGCAUAGCUAUAAAACUUCUAGAAAGAAUUCGGAUUUAAUGAUCAACCAUAUCAUAAAUUAAAUUGAGAUUGAAGGCAAGCAAACUGCUGAUUAACUCAGAAUGGUUAAAGAAAGUAUCUUUGAAGAUGAGUACUCAUUCAAAAGGAAGUAAGAUUUGCUGUUUAAAUAUUAUCUAGAGUAAAAGAUGAUGAGGAAGAGCCAAAGCAGAAAUAAUCUUGAGCCAGACUAUGAAGAUUACAGUGAAGAUGCCAGAAUAACUUAGAUUAGGAAAAGAAAGGAUGAGGAAUAUCUUGAUGACGAUGAAGAUGAGUAUUAUGAAGAAGAUCCUAAUGAUCUGAGACCACCAAAGUCAAUGAUAAGCAAACAGUCAUCUUAGCAGAUGCAGAAGAAUCAAAUGAAAACACCAAUGAAGAUAUUCCUGAUGGACAAUAAAAUCAAAGACUACAAUAUUGAGAUGUCAUCUUAGUAGUCUUCAAAUUAUUUGAUUCCAUCUCAUUCAAAUCUGCAAUAGAUGCACUCUAAUGCAGGAGAUUUAUUGUCCAUUCUUGAUUCUGAUUAGGAGGACAAUAUGACUAAUGAGGAGGAAAUAUCAAAGAUAAAUUAGGAGCUUCAAUAUCAAAGAAUUCUAGAGAAGAUUACUGAGAAGAUGAUGUCUAAGAAGAUCUCUUAGUUUAAAAAGGAACUGCUUAUUCGUAUAGCCUUAAAUCUUGAGAUGAUGGAGACACCUGACCUGUUUUCAUUAGAGGAGCUAUUAGAUCGCUAUGAAUGCCAUGAUAUUGAAGUCAAAAAGCAAAUCAUCGCUUUAUUUCAAGAGAAAUACCAAAUAAAUCUAGUUACAGACUUGCAAUCACUAGUAGAAGAACAGAUGAAUAAGGUCAAAGAUGAUGCGAAAGCUGCUCGUAGAAAGAAUAUCAAGGAGAUCUUGUUCAAGAAAAUAAGAAUGUUAAAUAUGAUUUCAAGGUUUUGCAAGGUAGGGCCUUCUAAUCAAGACCAGUUCAAGAAUGCUCAGAAUAUUUAGAGAGCUCUUAAAGAUCUACUUGAUGAAGACGACGAUGAUUUUUACUCUGAUGAUGAGGAUGGGCAAAUGAAGCAAGAGUUCUUAGACACAGUCAAUGAAGUCCUAAAGAGGAUAUUCUAGCAGGACGACUAGAAAAUAACGAAGCAACUUGAAAACUUUAAAAAGAAUUACAAGAUGAAGUUUGGACCAUAGCCUGAAUAUUUGAUAAGAGAUGACAAUGAUGCUGAAGUGCAGUAAACAUUAGACCAGUAAAGAGCCAUGAGAUUAAGAGCUUUCAGACAAAACGAAAAGAAUUUACUGGAUGUGCUUCAGAAUUGGCUUCAUCCACCCAAGCAAAUGGUUUUGGAAGAUCAAUUGUUCUCAAAUUAAAAGGGACGAGGGAAGAAGAAGUACUUGUAUGAUCCUAACAUGGAGCUGAAUGAAGAUAAUUUGGUUGAAACAUUCUAUGAUUUAGUUCAAGAGCUUGUGAAAAGAAUGAAAAAGGUUCAAAACAAGAUCAAGUCCAAUGAUAAAAUGCUGCAAAGCAGUGCCAAUAAUAAGGAUGGAAAUAAUGAGGAUCAGACCUCAUAGGGCGAAGGAAUUGGAAAGAAAAAGAAGCAAAUCAUUAAACGCUCAGUUAAUCUGGAUUUGCUAAACAAACGUAGAGCAAUGAGUGAGUUAGAGCUUGAAGAAAGAAGAUACUGUGCUUUGAGAAUAGCAGAAUACUUAGAGAAUAAUAUGAUGUUUGGAUACUAGCCACCAAUUGAGGGAAAUGAUUAGAGAUUAACUAUCGAAAACUUCCUUGAUCCAAACAAACAAAAUGACAGGAUCAUUGAAAGGGAAAGCCUCUCGUAUAUGAGAUAAGGCAAAUUUGAAUAUAAUGAUCCAUAUAUCUUGAUAAUGAAGCAAGCUUUUAUGUCGUAUGCAGAACUUAUGAAGAAAGACCAAUGA
This is a messenger RNA of Stylonychia lemnae, 8898 nucleotides long. NCBI's taxonomy places the organism in Eukaryota, Ciliophora, Spirotrichea, Sporadotrichida, Oxytrichidae. The record is from the annotation of a GenBank genome assembly.